Messenger RNA from Archocentrus centrarchus (flier cichlid), 3185 nucleotides. It is a transcript of the gene tlcd3bb, whose product is annotated as TLC domain containing 3Bb. Gene Ontology annotation, molecular function: sphingosine N-acyltransferase activity. Lineage: Eukaryota; Metazoa; Chordata; Actinopteri; Cichliformes; Cichlidae. Bases 529 to 1437 code for a protein of 302 amino acids. The record is from RefSeq and is a predicted model, not a curated record. Gene Ontology annotation, biological process: lipid homeostasis; ceramide biosynthetic process. The transcript has 7 exons. Gene Ontology annotation, cellular component: endoplasmic reticulum; membrane.
UGAGAUGCUGCCGCCCGGACCUGUAGGAAAGUAGCUGGCGCAGCAGUCCGACAGUGUUGAGUCAACGUUGCAUCUGGGAGGCUGAGGAGAGAGAAGGCAGCGGCAUCUCUGCUCUGCUGUGGCGAGACAGAGAUGACAUAGCGACUGGACCAGCUACAGUCACACUGACACCUGUACCCAACUGCGCCAUUGUCUUUUUUCGUCUGUUUCAUUAGAUAGCGCUAUUUCCGUCGCAUGCUUCUCACCAAUGCCCUCGGUGAGCUGCCCUCAUACAGAUUUUGAUCUAAGUUGAUGCACGCUAGCGCUAGCUCGCUGCUGCUACCCUUCAACAUUGAAGUGGCCACAUAAACAUGCGGAUCAUCGAGGCGGAGACCCCCGGGAUACAUCUAAACGCUUUCUGCAGGACACGACUUUCGACUGGCCGCUGACUGGACUCUGCAGAGUCGCCGUAGAGGGGAAAGAGCGAGGGAUCUCAAGGACCAGAUUGCCUGCUGAAGUUUUUGCCUCUGCGACAGAUCGCCAGGGAUCAUGCUGACCAUCCUAGCUGCUGGCUCUAUUUUCUUUCCAGGCCUUUUCCUGCUGUCCAAACAAUGCCUGAAGACCAUCCCAGGACUGAGAUGGAGUGAAGGGGACGCAGUGAUUGUAUCAGCCAGGUUGGUGUCCUCAGUUCAGGCAGUCAUGGCUUCCUCAGCUGGCUAUAUCAUUGCUUCUUCCUGUGAAGACAUCAUUGAGGACCAGCACUGGCUCACAAGCACUUACAUCAUGUUUGCCGUUCCCUACUUUGUGUAUGACAUCUACGCCAUGUUCAUGUGCUACUGGUACAAGCUACGGGUCAAAGGGCACGAGGAGGCCUCAGCAGCACCCCAGUACAUGAGCUCAGCGCUGACCAGCUACUUGCGUCGAGAGUUCCUCAUGGUGCUGCACCAUGUUGUCAUGGUCACCGUCUGCUUCCCCGUCUCUGUGUUUUGGCGACAAGGAAAGGGAGAUUAUUUCCAGGGCAUAAUGUUCAUGGCUGAGCUCAGCACUCCGUCUGUCUGCUUAGGAAAAAUACUCAUCCAGUACAAACAGCAGCACACUCUCCUGCACAAAGUGAAUGGAGCUCUUAUGCUGAUCACUUUUUUCAUCUGUCGAGUCCUACUCUUCCCUUACCUCUACUACGUCUAUGGAAGGUAUGCAUCCAUUCCCUUCCACAUGGUUCCCCUGUCAGUGCCCUGGCACUGUAACCUUGGCGCUGCUCUGCUCAUGGCACCCCAGCUCUACUGGUUCUCCCUCAUUUGUAGGGGCGCCCUGCGACUGUUCACAGGCACAUCCCGCUCGCAGAGGCCGCACGCGACCGCAGCCGCACCUAAGGAGCUCCAGACGGAUGGCAGCACUGUGCCCCAGCCUGCCAACGGCUACAGCACGCUCUCCACAGAGCCCGAGCUGGCCACACACUGAGAGGAGCGGUGUGGAGGGGAGGCUGAGGCAGGGAGGGAAAGAAGGCGAAUGUACCAAUGAGUAUGUAAAAGAAAGAACGCUGCGAGGGGAAAAGCAAGACUUGAAACAAGCUGAGACGAUGGCCUCAGAUUGAGCUGAAGUGCUUGUAGCCAGCAAACAGCUAAAUGCUUCGGUGGCUAGCCUUCAAGUACUUCAGCCUCUUAGUUUGUAGGAAACAAAACAGAGUGUUAGAGCGCUCAGUAUUUAAGAUGUCAUCGGGCACUGUGACAGACAGGAACAUGCACUGACUAGAGAGGAAGUUGCCUGGAUGUACAGCAAGCAUAGGUGGCUGUUUCCCUCACGUAGAUCCAAUUCAGUCCUCUCUGCCUCAUGGAAGAGCAGGAAAAUAGGAAUGUAUUAUAUUGUAUGUUAGUAUGUUCGCUGUAGAUGGAAGGUCUAAUUCAGUUUAGUAAUGAAGAAGACCUUCAAAAAAAGAAAAAAAAAUCCCAGCUAAGCAGUAUUUUGACUUGUUAGUGUUUAUUAUCUGUAUCCUCUAUGUAGUCACUGUCACUCUAACAAAAUGUAACCGACCUGCAGACUGACUCAUCUUUAGAACGGAGAUAAUCCCACACGACUGUAUUCUGCUGCCUUAUCCCUCCCCCUCCAUUCUUUGCAGUUUCUUUACUUUUUAAAUUAUUUUUUACUCUCGAGAAAGAAGGAAGAGGAUUUCCUCGGACAAAAAAAAAAAAAAUGUGACGGUUGUACAUAGCAGAUGUAAAAAUGUCAUUCCAUGUCAGUAUUAGGUCAAUGCUUGUUUAUUUUCUUCGGUUUUGUCUCAGUUCUGCAUCACACAUUUUGACAGUUCAGAUUUAAGACUGAAACAUUUUGUGGUUUUACAGCUUAGUGAACACAAACUACCCUCAGAUAUUUCCACAGUGGUCCUCGUUUCAGCAUAGAUAAAACAUUCCUUUUCAUCACGGUUUUUUUUUGCAUUCAAGUAAGUGAUGCACAGUAACAGUCACUUUUAACUGGUUAUCUUUUAACAAGUUUGGUACUGUUGUAAAUGUCCAACUUUACAACAGCACUGAUUGCUUUGCAGGAAUAUUUCAUAAAGGGAUCCAUGAUGUUUGAGUAUUUUUAGCUCUUUUAGGAGUCUUGCAAUGUUGAAAUUCGAAGGGGAACAACAAAGAGAAGGAAGCACUCUUGUGACGGAUAAGCAGUACAUUUGUUAUUUUGCUGUCACUCAUGAAGCUUUUUUUUCCCCCCCACUAAUAAGUCCAUGAAGCAAGCUUUUUAACAUUGUGUAAAAUGUUCCAGUCAUUUGAGCCACUGGUUCUAUGAACCUUCUAUGAACAAAUAGGCUUGUUUUGUGUCAUUUCAUGUUUGUUUUAAGCAGCUAUACCUUUCUGGAAAUGGGUCGAGAGAAAAAAAACAAAACAAAAAAAAAAACAACUCAGCUUAAAAACCAUCAAAAGACAGGGUAGUGUGUGCCAAAGCAUCUGGACAGCCAUGGGCAUGUUGAAUAUCCAUUCCUCUGUUCCAUGAAUUCAUAAGGUACUGCUUCUUGACAAUACUCAAACAUUUCAACUGAUGUACUGUAUAUUCCACAAAAUGCUUGUUAUUUAUUUGUAAGUAUUUAUUUAUUUAUUUAUUUGGUUUGUGGUUUUGAAUGCAUAUUUAUGCAUACAUAUUAUACUCUAUGCUUCUGAGCCUUAUGUGAAGGCUGUAUUGUUACUCAAACUUAGCUAAAAUAUACUUCUCUGUCCUGA